Molecule: messenger RNA, 625 nt
Organism: Photinus pyralis (common eastern firefly)
Lineage: Eukaryota; Metazoa; Arthropoda; Insecta; Coleoptera; Lampyridae
Product: lipopolysaccharide-induced tumor necrosis factor-alpha factor homolog
Exons: 3
Coding region: 118-516 (132 amino acids)
Molecular function (GO): zinc ion binding
Source: RefSeq, a predicted model, not a curated record
AGUCAGACAUUAUCUCUUAUCUAGAAGAUAAUUAUUAUCCUCAAUUAUAAAUUAAAUAAUUCCCUUUUCAUUUUGAUCGCUUUAGUCUUUUGAGAUUUAUUAAGUGGAUAGUUUAAAAUGGAAAAUCCACCACCAUACAGCGCGCAAGAAACAAAGCAAAAUUAUGUGCCACCGGGAGUUGCACCGUCUAACGUGGGGCCAUCGCAACAAUUUGCCCCACCGCCGUUACAAUCUGGAUAUUAUCCCAGAACAGAACAACCAAUUAUCUCAAUCCCAUCAGUUGUUGUAUCAGCUCUUGGUCCAAAUUCACAGAUGAUAACUUGCCCAUUUUGUCAUCAGUUGGCUUCGACAAGAGUUGACGUGGAAUCAACGACGAAGACGCAUCUUUUUGCGUUAUUUUUGUGUAUAUUUCUAUGUUGGCCGUGUGCUCCACUGCCGUACUGCAUUGAUUCCUGUAAGAGCAAAAACCAUUACUGUUCAAAUUGCAGCGCCUUUCUGGGAGCGUAUGAUCCGUAAACUGCUGAUGUAUUCUUUAUAAAUAAAUUAAUUAAUUAUUGUAAAGAUUGGCACUAUAGCAGUAGUAUUAAGAUUAAGGUGAAUAUUUUAAUAAAAUCGGUAUAUUCAA